Phytophthora sojae is the source of this 423-nucleotide messenger RNA. RefSeq lists its product as hypothetical. The record is from RefSeq and is a predicted model, not a curated record. The annotation marks the transcript as partial. The transcript has 2 exons. NCBI's taxonomy places the organism in Eukaryota, Oomycota, Peronosporomycetes, Peronosporales, Peronosporaceae.
AAGAGUACCCACAUCGAGGAGGCUAUAGCGCAGCGGCGUUUUGUGUCUAAAUUUGUGAAGGAGUUCUCGGCUCUGCAUGCCCCCGAACAGGAUCUACCAGAAACUAUUAUCCCGGACAUCUUUGAUUGCGAUGAUGACAGAUCUAAUGAUGACAAAGUCGGUAUUUCGAUGCCUCAUUACGGCCACUCACGACCAUCAGCCGACUACUUCAACAGUCCUUUGAUUAUCCAGAAUUUCGUCGUCGCUGACAUCACGAACAACAUCAACCACGUAUAUUUCUAUGAUGAGCGGGCCCAAGGCAAAAACGCAGACACCCUUUGCAGCCUAAGACUACUCUAUCACUUGUCGACUCUGCAAAAAAAUGCGAGGAACGGCGUGCCUCCACCCGAAGUCAGCUUCAGCAUUCUCAACAACUGCGUCGGA